CUCAUGCAAAAAAAAAAAAAAAAAAAGCCUCUUCUGACUGGAAGGGGGAGAAGGUAAACAGAGUUGAAUCACCCUCCCCGCUGACCAAUUUGGGGGUGGGGGUGGGGGGGUUGCAACCUUACGUGAUGGGCUUCUGCGAAAUUGCUGCUGAGCAAGAGGAUGCCGGAGCAGUGAGCAGCGGCGGGCGAGGGGAGCGCACCCGGCAGCGGGCACGAGUGGGGAAAACUGUCUCCGCGCCCCGGAGCUUUGUCUGAUCCGCCGGCGCCGCGGGUGACAGUGCCGGGAGCCUCCCGCCGCGCCGCGCCGCGCCGCGGGUGACUGCCGGGGGGGCGGGGGGAGCCACGGCACCUUCGGGGCGCUCUGGUUGUGAGAAUUGCAAACGGAUGACUGGAGACCGCCGCUCCUGCCGAGAGAGCCUGCCGAUAACCCUUCGCUGUGCCUGUUACCAGGGCUGAAGUGCAAGCUGGAGUUUCUGGGGAUCCCCGGCAGAGAGGGGGGGCCCCCAGUGUAGUACUACGUUGUGGAGGCUGCCUGUGGAAGUCAUGGAUUGUUACAUAAAGCUCCGUGGCUGAGGUCGGCUCCCUGCUCGGAUCCUCCCCCACCCCCCGGCUCCUGCCUCUGCAGCCCCAAGGCAGCAGUCUGCUGAUUUCAGAAAAGGAAAAAGAAAAAAAAAAAACCCAUAGGGGGAAGGACAGAGAAGUUUGCCUGCCCGGAUUCUGCUUCUCCUCUUGGGUGUUUCCUUGUCUACACCAUGUCCGCAGUUGCCUACAUGGACUUUGUGGCUGCCCAGUGCCUGGUUUCCAUUUCCAACCGCUCUGCGGGGCAGGAGCAUGAGCCUCAGGAUGCAGAGCUGCUGAAAAUGCCUAACGAAGAAGUGACCAAGGAACUGAAUGACCCCAGAGAUGCCUGGAAGGAUUAUUGUACCUUGGUCACGAUUGCUAAAAGCUUGUUGGACCUGAACAAAUACAGACCCCUCCCAACCCCUUCCGUCUGCAGUGACAGUGUAGAAAGUCCAGAUGAGGAUGUGGGAUCAGACAGCGACGUGACCACUGAAUCUGGGUCGAGCCCUUCCCACAGCCCAGUGGAAAGACAGGAGUCUGGCAGCGUGGCCACCUCUCUCCUCCACAGUGGAGUGCCUGCAAAGGGGAAACUAGCCACUGAAAAAAGACACAAAUGUCCCUACAGUGGAUGUGGCAAAGUCUAUGGAAAAUCCUCCCAUCUUAAAGCCCAUUACAGAGUGCAUACAGAGCCUGAGGUAUUUUGGAGGCACAGACAGCACCAGGCUGAAUACUGAAUCAAGAAAGGAGGAAAUGUUCAUCGUGGUCCAGGCAAGGAAUGUGGGCCAGGACCACCAGGGUCCUCAAGACCUUACCAGGAUCUCUUGACCUCUUGGACAAGGGCAGCUCCAGCUCCAGUAGCCAGACAGACUCAAGUGGGCUGGGAGACCAAGGGGUACAUAAGAAACUGCUGCAGCAGCAGGACUACCACAUGGAAAUGCUGGCACAUCACAGAGCAGGAGACUAGCAACAGGGAUCACAACUGGCUAAAUGCUUGAUCAUCUUAUUGGAAGGAAACAGAAAAUGACUUGCAGAUGGGCAUGCAAAGGACUCUUAUACAAUUUUUAGAUUCAAGGAAGAAAAAGCUGGUCAUUUUGGGAAAGACAAGACUAAUUUAGGCAGAAGAACAGAGAAUCAAUGAUGGAAUGUAUAUGGCAUGAUAACAAAAUGAAACUGCUGAAGCAAGAGGACUUCUGAUUCCAGAGAAUAGAUGCAGAGGCAAAGGCAUAUGCCACUUCCUAUGAUGCUCAGAACCACAACCAGCACAUACUAGACUGCCUCAUGCCUGUUCCCUCUCUCCCCAGUACUUUCAUGACAUGCCUUAUUGUGUCCCUGGCAGCAAACAGAACAAAGAACCAGUAUUUCUUGGAUGUGAAUUUUAUAACUUCAAACAAUUUUCUGUGCAAUUUGUUAUUUUUCUCCUUCUUACUUAUGUCAGCUGGUUUGUGUAUGCUUUUAAAUAAAGUUGAUUUGCAUCAUUA
This is a messenger RNA of Gavialis gangeticus (Gharial), 2038 nucleotides long. It is a transcript of the gene KLF9, whose product is annotated as Kruppel like factor 9. Gene Ontology annotation, molecular function: DNA-binding transcription factor activity, RNA polymerase II-specific; RNA polymerase II cis-regulatory region sequence-specific DNA binding. Gene Ontology annotation, biological process: regulation of transcription by RNA polymerase II. NCBI's taxonomy places the organism in Eukaryota, Metazoa, Chordata, Crocodylia, Gavialidae. The record is from RefSeq and is a predicted model, not a curated record.